AUGGUGAAUCCGGUGAAUCAUGGUUUUAAAUCGUACGGCAUUAAACUGUGGAGUGGGAAUAAAUAUAAAAACACAUUAAUGCAGGGCUUCCACGUCACUUGGUCAAUCGGAGGGAGCUUGGGACCGUUCAUAACAAAAUCAUUCUUGUGCGAAAUUGAAGUGGAUGAUCAUUUCAAUGAAACAUCUAACAUUUGGAACUCAAGUUUUACAAACAGUAGUCCACAUUCCGGCAACUUUUCAUCCGCUUGUAAAGAUGGUCGUGAUUUGAAUUCUGUCAAAUACGCUUUUAUUACGAUUGCUUUCAUCAUGUUUUCGGCAAAUAUACCUUAUGUAACUGCCUUCAUAUUCAAAGCAGUCAAAAAGAAACAGUUUUUAAUAAAAAGACGGAGUAAAACAGAAAGCACAUCCGAAGAACAACAGAUAAUUCCUAAAAACAAAUUCCAGCAAAACGUGCGGCUAAAAGUAAUUUUGCUAACAUUUUUCUUUUUUCUAGGACUUUUAAAUUAUUACACGGAAGGAAUAACGUCAUUUUUCCCGACAGCUUUCGCUCUGAAAUACUUACAAUGGUCGGUUGCCCAAUCUGCAUCGUUGCUGUCAUUAUUCUAUGGAGCUCAAAUUUCAUGCAGAAUAUUGGGUGUCGUAGUUUCAGUGUUCCUGAGACCGAGGACUAUGUUGGCCAUUACCAUGUCAUUACUUGUCAUUACUGGCCAUUGA
This is a messenger RNA of Helobdella robusta, 714 nucleotides long. RefSeq lists its product as hypothetical. The record is from RefSeq and is a predicted model, not a curated record. NCBI's taxonomy places the organism in Eukaryota, Metazoa, Annelida, Clitellata, Rhynchobdellida, Glossiphoniidae. The coding region runs from base 1 to 714 and encodes 237 amino acids. The transcript is spliced from 2 exons.